ACAACAAUGAACGUAGCAAAAAGUGGCUAUCGUGUUUUCUCGGCAAACUCCUCAGUUGCAUGCACAGAGCUGGCGAAAAAGAUAACGGAGCGACUUGGAGUUGAGCUGGGAAAGUCUGUUGUCUUUCAAGAGUCCAAUAGUGAGACGAGAGUUGAUGUAAAAGAGUCUGUACGUGGGCAAACCAUCUUCAUCAUCCAGACCAUACCAAGAGAUGUAAACACUGCAAUCAUGGAGCUGCUGGUCAUGGCCUAUGCCCUUAAGACCUCAUGCGCAAAGAACAUCAUUGGCGUUAUUCCAUACUUCCCUUACAGCAAACAGUGCAAAAUGAGGAAGAGGGGCUCCAUAGUAUGCAAACUGUUAGCGUCUAUGUUGGCUAAAGCAGGACUAGCACACAUCAUCACCAUGGAUUUGCAUCAGAAAGAGAUCCAGGGUUUCUUUUCUUUUCCCGUGGACAAUUUGCGGGCCUCCCCAUUCCUGAUCCAGUAUAUCCAAGAGGAGAUUCCGGAUUACAGGAACGCCAUCAUUGUGGCCAAAUCCCCAGCAGCAGCUAAGAGAGCUCAGUCCUAUGCAGAGCGCUUGCGCUUGGGUCUGGCAGUGAUUCAUGGUGAGGCUCAGUGUUCUGAGUCCGACAUGGCUGACGGAAGGCAUUCACCGCCGUCCGUGCGCAACACCACAGGACACACAGGAUUAGAGCUUCCUUUAAUGAUGGCCAAGGAGAAACCUCCCAUUACUGUUGUUGGGGACGUAGGGGGAAGAAUUGCCAUCAUCGUGGAUGAUAUCAUUGAUGAUGUAGGAGAUUUUGUGGCAGCCGCUGAGAUCCUGAAAGAAAGAGGUGCUUAUAAAAUUUACAUCAUGGCAACACAUGGAUUACUGUCAGCUGAUGCCCCACGUCUCAUAGAAGAGUCAGCCAUUGAUGAGGUGGUGGUGACCAACACAGUCCCACAUGAAGUGCAGAAGCUUCAAUGUCCAAAAAUCAAAACUGUGGACGUCAGUAUGAUCUUGGCAGAGGCCAUUCGGCGUAUCCACAAUGGAGAAUCCAUGGCCUACUUGUUCCGCAACAUUGCAGUGGACGACUAG
Molecule: messenger RNA, 1077 nt
Organism: Nerophis lumbriciformis (worm pipefish)
Lineage: Eukaryota; Metazoa; Chordata; Actinopteri; Syngnathiformes; Syngnathidae
Source: RefSeq, a predicted model, not a curated record